Messenger RNA from Anopheles arabiensis, 13169 nucleotides. It is a transcript of the gene Dnah3, whose product is annotated as dynein heavy chain 3, axonemal. The record is from RefSeq and is a predicted model, not a curated record. Gene Ontology annotation, biological process: microtubule-based movement. The transcript is spliced from 16 exons. Gene Ontology annotation, cellular component: dynein complex. NCBI's taxonomy places the organism in Eukaryota, Metazoa, Arthropoda, Insecta, Diptera, Culicidae. Gene Ontology annotation, molecular function: ATP binding; dynein intermediate chain binding; ATP hydrolysis activity. The coding region runs from base 86 to 13021 and encodes 4311 amino acids.
UGAAGGUGGUUUUAACGCUAGUUUUUUUUAACUAAACUAAUUGAAAGAUUUUACUGAUUAAAAGAAUAAGAGCAACUUUUAAAAAAUGAGACGUGCAAAAAAACCGAAACCCAAACUUAAACGGCACAUUGAGGAUGUUCCGUUUUAUAAGUUCUCUCAUGGACCGGACGAGCUUCCCCUGGAUCCGGCCCGCUCCUUCAUAGAAGAACAAAUCGGAAAAAUUCAUUCGACCAAGUCCAGCUGCUUUACCAAGGACUACAGUCUGCAUCUUUCACCGCGCGGAGAUGGUACGCUGGAUCCGGAACUAUUGCCACCGGAAACUGUCAACCUGUUUCAUCACCCGGAAGCUACACCACGGCCCUCGACCUCAAAGGUUUACUGUCGAGGUGAACCGGCUCGUGACGGUGGCGGUUCACUGUCUGCAAAAGUUAAAGAUGCUACCGAUCGUAUGAUCGAUGUGUACAAACGGUUUCGAUUGAAAAUAUUUCACGAUCUAGCACUCACCAAACCGAUGCUCCGCGGUAAUGAGUUCUUCCGGCGGUAUGGCCGUACAGAUGAGACCGGUCGUCGAAAGUUGCCAUCACUGUGGAGGAAAAAGCGCCCCCAAAAGUUUCAAUUCGAUGAGUUUGCCUAUCGCACGCCGGAAGAAAACGAGGAAGCGUUGCGAAAAAUUCAGAAACAUCUGGAUCGCAUGAUUGCCAAGAGCAUACGGGAGGCAGAGAAGCGUCGUCGGGAGAAGGAAGAACAGGAGAGAAGGCCACAGUUUUGUACAUCCAAGAGCAAGAAUGUCUACGAAGUUAAGGUGAAAAAGAAACGUCUUAGCAAUGAGCAAUACAUCAAGAAACUCAAACAAUCGGAGAGCAUGAAGCUCAAAUAUCUGCAAGCACUGCUGCCCGUCCAUCCCGACGAUCAAAAGCAUAAAAUAUUGCAACGGUACGAGCAUAACUUCCGGCACGCGAUGUGCUUCUUUGACGAUGCGAUGAAGCAGCGUACGCUGAACGUGCUCGAUCAGCUGGACGUACGCAAAAUAGAGCACUUCCCGUCGCAUCUUAUCAAAAAAAUUCUGCCCCGCAUAGAUCAACGUCUAAAUCAUCUCAAACAAGCACACAAAUUUAUUUCCGAAGAAGAACAGCUGUGGCCCAACAUAUAUCCAGAGGUGAUACUGAUGGAUUACCUCUUCGAUGCCGAUCAUGGUGUGUCACGUGAUCAGGCUGUAUUUUUCAUCAUCCUGCUGAUGGACCUGCAGGAAGACUAUCGGUACUACGUGAAGCGUUCGUUUCUACGCUACAUACUGCGCUCCGAGGCAGAAAGAUCGCGGCUACAGCUUGCCAUUGAGCCACCCGAAUUUCCCAUGGCCACCAUGGUGGCUCCAGUGCCGUGGAAGUGCUCGAUCCAGCUCGCCAAGAACAGGCUCGAGGAAGUGCUCAUGAUAAAUCAUCCCGUGCUGCAAGCGAUCAACAUGCUAUGGCACAAGCUGUACAGCAAUCUGCUGGUAGUAGAUUCGGUCAAGUUCUACAGUACCGACAUACCGAUGCAUGCCGAUAAAAUCACGGAGAUGAUACAUAACAGCUGCCGAAUAACGAGAGAUAUUUUAAUCAACGACUGGAUGCCCCGAGUGGCCGAUCUGGUGGACGUGAUGCGCAAAUAUUGGAAAGAUCUGGUGCCUCGCAACUCUACACACGGUGGACGAGGGACAAUCUUCUUCAACUGCAUACACGCACUCACCUCCUACCAUCUGCAGGAGCUGAUCAAGAAGAGUCUUGACCACCUGGUCGAGGCGCUGGAAGUGUACCGGGAUGGUGAUGUGGCAGGAGAGGAGCCGAAAGUACGAAAGAAGCCCUUUAUGACACUCACCGUCUCAGUGGUUGGCCAACACCACACAGAUAUUGAGAAAACGACCGAGAAAAGUGAUCUUUCCCUAUACCAGGUAGAUGAUGAUGAUCCCGAUAUACUGGCCUCGGAGUCGGACGAUUUCGCGCUAACGAACGGUGAUGAACGGAGAACGUCCUUCAUUGUUGAAAGCAGUGGUAAAAUCAUCAUCUAUCCGUACAUGGAGGAGCUCCCCGAUCUCUUCAAAAGCUACUUCGUGAAGAUCUUGAAGGUGGGCUACAAGAUACCGCGACUCGAGUACUACUUAACGCAGGAUGAGAAGCAGCUCGGCUACCUGCACUUCAUACGAACCGACAACGACGAUAUGGAGAAGUUGUACGAGCGUGUGAAGAAGAUUGUCAUCGCCAACCAGACUGGACCGACGGUUUAUCUUUACCCAAUGUACGAGUACUAUUUUCCGGUUCUGGCAAACAAGAUGAAGCUUAUAACGGAAGGCAUUUUCUCGCAAGUGGAACUACCGCCACUGGAUAUCUUUAAAGAGCUGGUCCAAAAGUUUACCGAUCUGCUCAACGGGAUCUACUAUCUGCGAGACUUUAUACCGCUGAAUCUAUUCAUGCUUGAUAACAGCAGGCUGAAUAAGGUACUGGAAAAGUUGGUUAAUGAUCUGAAGAACUUUGUUAUCAACUAUUUCAUUACACUAAAUCAAGUGGAUAAUAGGAGAAUUUGUGAUGAGUUUGAAGAUAUGUCGCUGCAUGCUGGCGAGAGACCUAAGGAAACUCCCGAAGUGGUGGCUCUGCAGAACUAUCUUACCCAAUGCAGGGAGGAACGCAUGUACCAGCUGACGUCUGAGAUCAAGCAGGUUGCACAGCGUGUUAUCUUCCUGUUAACACAUGCUAUUCUUGACCGUAGGUUUUAUCGAAACACUCAGGCACUCAACAGGUCCAAUGACUAUGAAGUACAUUUAACGUUCCUUCCUCUUUGGCUCUUUCCAGAGGAAGAUAUCAAUCUCAACUCUCGUCUGUUCCUGUGGCCAAAGGAGUUGGAAAAGGUGCUCGAUCUUAGCGGUGCUCGAUUAUCCGUUGUGCGUGAUAAUCUCGAAACAUCUCUACGCGAACGGCGGGUCAAGUUUGAGCAGUACCUCAUGACGGAGAAGAAAAAAAUGGAUCACUUCCGUACGAGAGAGAUACGCGAAAUGCUUUCACUCGACGAUCUGCGCGAUAAAGUGGAUACAGUGGAUGGACUAAUGAAGAUCUUAGAAGAUUGUAGCAGAGAGGCAAAGGAGAUCAACACGAACGAAAACCUGCUGCAGAUCGAUCUGUCGUUCUUCCCGUCGCUCAACGAGAUGAUCGAAAAGAUGGGACCGAUCGAGAAGCUGUGGCACACGGCGUACAAGUUCGACACCUGUCACGAGGUGUGGUACUUCGGUCCGUUCAAAGAUCUGGAUGCGGACAUCAUACGGAAUGCAGUCGAGGAAAUGUAUCUCGCAAUAUCGGUGCUGCUGAAGGAGCUUACCGGUAGCCCGCAGGCAAAGCGGGUCGCGGAACAGAUACGCAUGAAGGUGGAAAAGUUUAAGGUGUACCUACCAAUUCUGGAGUCGAUCUGUCGCCAGGGACUGUGCGAUCGCCACUGGAAGCAGAUCUCGGAAGAGCUCGGCCAGGAAGUGAACCCGGACGUGCACAAUUCGCUCAGCCAGAUGGUGGAGAUCGAUAUCGUCAAGAUACAGGACCGGCUCGAGGAGAUCUCGAAUGCGGCCGGCAAAGAGUACGAGCUCAACAUUCAGCUCGUCAACAUGCAGGAAGAGUGGACCGAUGUGCUGUUCGUUUGCGUACCGUACCGGGACAGCGAUAUGUACAUUCUAUCCUCCGUCGACGAGAUCCAAACACUGCUGGACGACCACAUUCUGAAGGCACAGGCGAUGCGAGGAUCGCCCUAUAUCGCUGCGCUCGGCACGAAAGCAAACAACUGGGAGGAUAAGCUCAUCUCCAUGCAGGACAUUAUCGAUACCUGGCUGCAGGUGCAGGCGACCUGGAUGUAUCUCGAGCCGAUUUUCAGCUCCGAGGACAUCCUGCGCCAGAUGCCAACCGAGGGCCGUCACUUCAAGGCUGUCGAUCGCGUAUUCCGCAAGAUCAUGAAACACACCACGGCCGAUGCACACGUCAUUCAGGCGACAGAUUACCCGGAACUGCUAAACACCUUGCGGAAGGCGUACACCGAUCUAGAGGAGAUACAGAAGGGUCUCAACAUGUAUCUCGAGAAGAAGCGGCUGUUCUUUGCGCGUUUCUUUUUCCUCUCGAACGACGAGUUGUUGGAAAUUUUGUCCGAAACCAAGGAUCCGCUCCGUGUGCAGCCUCAUCUGAAGAAGUGCUUCGAGGGCAUUCACGCGCUGCAGUUCGAUCCACAGAUGGAAAUUGUUGCGAUCACAUCGGCAGAACAGGAAGUGAUACCGUGUGUUCGAAAGGUUAACCCGAAUCUUGCUAAUGGUUUGGUAGAGAAAUGGCUUAAGGAGGUCGAAACAGUAAUGCUGGAGAGUGUUAAGGAGCAGAUCUGGCAAUCGUACGAGCGCUACCCGAACGAUCCGCGAAAGGUGUGGGUGCUGAACUGGCCCGGACAAGCGGUACAGGUUGUAUCCUGCCUCAAGUGGACCGAAGAGGCCGAAGAAGCCAUCCAGCUGGGUCAGCUCCCGCAGUUCGCUAUAACCUGCAGCAAUCAGAUCGCCGAGCUGGUGGAUCUAGUGCGAGGAAAUCUGAGCACUGGUGCAACGAUUACGAUCGAAGCGCUGAUCGUCGUCGAUGUGCACGCACGCGACAUUGUCAAAUUGCUCGUUGACAAGCAGAUCAGCGAUGUGGGCGAUUUUAACUGGUUUUCACAGCUACGGUACUACUGGCGCAUAGACGACGAUGACAAGCAGAGUUACGUCGGUGUUAGCAUGGUUACUACCGACCUCAAGUACGGCAUGGAGUAUCUCGGCAAUACGGGACGUCUCGUUACGACCCCCCUCACCGAUCGAUGCUUCCGCACGCUGAUGGGUGCCUUCAAGCUUAACCUUGGUGGUGCACCGGAAGGUCCUGCCGGUACCGGUAAGACGGAAACGUGCAAAGAUCUUGCCAAAGCCGUCGCCAAAAAGUGUGUCGUGUUCAACUGUUCCGACGGGCUGGACUACAAGGCGCUCGGCAAGUUCUUCAAGGGUCUCGCUCAGUCCGGCUCGUGGGCGUGCUUCGAUGAGUUCAACCGUAUCGAGCUGGAAGUGCUUUCUGUCGUGGCGCAACAGAUACUCACCAUUCAGCAUGCCAUCGCGCAGAAGAUUGUCAAGUUUACCUUUGAAGAUACGCACCUGAAGCUCGAUCCUUCGUGUAACAUUUUCAUCACGAUGAAUCCUGGCUAUGCCGGGCGAACGGAGCUGCCGGACAAUCUGAAGGUGCUGUUCCGUACGGUUGCCAUGAUGGUGCCCGAUUAUGCGAUGAUCGGCGAGAUCACGCUAUAUUCCAAUGGGUUCGAUAAUGCACGCGUACUGGCACAAAAGAUUGUACAUACGUACAAGCUCUGCUCGGAGCAGCUGUCCUCGCAGUUCCAUUACGACUACGGCAUGCGAGCGGUAAAAUCAGUCCUUAUGGCGGCUGGUUCAUUGCGCCGCGCUCAACCCCACCUGCCGGAGGAUCAAAUCGUACUGCGAGCUAUUAUCGAUGUGAACCUUCCCAAGUUUCUGCAACAAGAUAUUCCACUGUUCGAAGGCAUCUACAAGGAUCUGUUUCCUGGGGUUGAUCUUCCUCCGCCUGCCCGAGACGAUAUUGUGCGUAUUCUGCUGGUGAGGUUGGUGAAGCGGAAGCUACAACCAACAGCGUGGUACAUCGACAAAAUCAUGCAGAUCUACGAGAUGAUGCUCGUACGGCACGGUUUAAUGAUCGUUGGCGAUUCGAUGGGAGGCAAAACAACGGCCUAUCAGGUUUUGGCCGAAACGCUACGCGAGCUACGCCUCGAGAAGGGACCGAAGUGUGAAGAGCAGGGCGUACAGUACCGUAUCAUCAAUCCCAAGUCCAUCUCGAUGGGCCAACUGUACGGUAGCUUUGAUCCGGCUUCACACGAAUGGUCCGACGGUGUGUUGGCGAACACUUUCCGCGAAAUGGUCAACACAACGAGCCUGGAGCGCCAAUGGAUUCUCUUCGAUGGGCCGGUUGAUGCGGUGUGGAUUGAGAACCUGAACACGGUGCUCGACGACAACAAAAAGCUCUGCCUGAUGUCGGGCGAGAUCAUUCAGAUGACUAAGCUGAUGAACCUCGUGUUUGAGCCGGUUGAUCUGGAGCAAGCUUCUCCCGCUACUGUGUCCCGAUGCGGCAUGAUCUAUAUGGAGCCACAUCAGCUCGGCUGGAUAGCUCUGCACAAAUCGUUCUUGCUGGUGUUAGAAGAGAAAGGAGUGUCUGAGAUCAGCAUCGGUGUUUUCGAGCAGCUUGUUGAGUGGUUGAUUCCACCUUCGCUCAAGUUUCUUAAAAUGGUUAAAACCGUCUUACCGAUCUCAGAGAUGCAGUGCUAUUCGAUGUUUUCCAAGUUUUUCUCCAUUUUUUGCACACGCAUGCAAAAUUACACUCAAAUACAGUUUCAACAGACGUUCCUGUUCUGCUACGCCUGGGGCUACUUCUCAUCUGUUACCAACGAGGGGCGCAAGAUGAUCGAUCCCUUGCUGCGCAAAAUACUUUACGGUGGCAAUGAAGAUCAUCCGAAACCGAAGCACUUCUCCCUGAACCGUGGCCAAAUGUAUCCGGAAAAGAUGAACUUUAUGGACUAUCGCUUUGAUGAGCAUGAAAAUUGGUGGCCCUGGCAAACAACGGAGGAAGUGGUCCUGCCCGAAUCAUGCAUAGUGUCCGAGCUUAUGAUACCGACCAAAGAAACUGGCUAUAUACUUUAUUGGACCAAUCUGUGCGUUCGCAACGGUAUCCCAAUUAUGCUGGCCGGUCCGACCGGUACAGGCAAAAGUGCUACCAUCUCCAACUAUAUCCGCGAGCUGCCGAAAGCGAAAUUCAUCUCGAACAUUAUUAACUGUUCGGCACGCAGCACGGCCGCUCAGGUGCAAGACACUAUCAUGGGCAAGCUGGAUCGACGGCGCAAAGGUGUCUAUGGGCCACCGGUCGGAAAAGAGUGUGUCAACUUCAUCGACGAUCUUGCCAUGCCGGCACGUGAUGAUUAUGGCUCGCAGCCACCGCUAGAGCUCGUACGUACCUGGCUCGACCAUCGCAUAUGGUCGGAUUUGCGCGAUACGUCCAAGAUCGAGCUUAUUGACCUGCUACUGAUUGCUGCUAUGGGACCGAUCGGGGGUAGUAACUUUAUUCCACAGCGACUGUAUCGCCACAUGUUCGUCAUAUCAGUGGACUCCUUCGAGGAUACUACACUGAUGCGCAUCUUCUCCUCGAUCGGCGAUUGGCACUUUGCGAAGGGCUUCCCGGAGCCCGUGGCACGCCUUAGCAAGCUGCUCAGCCAAGCGGCCAUUGCGGUGUAUCGUGGAGCGAUUGAAAGUUUCCUUCCAACACCGGCAAAGUCACACUAUCUGUUCUCACUGCGCGAUGUGUCCCGGGUGUAUCAGGGGAUUGUGCUGCUGCCUUCGAAAAAGCUGCCCGAUCCGGAGAAACUUGUGCGGCUUUGGGUGCACGAAUCGUAUCGCGUGUUUUGCGACCGGCUAGUGGAUGAUGACGACAAGCUGAAACUUCUCCGCCUAGUCGACGAUGCUUGCGUGACGCAUCUACGCCUGAAGAUGGAGCAAGCCUUUGGCGAUCGGCUCGAGCCGGGCCAGAAGGUGUCGGACAAGCAUAUACGCGAUCUGCUGUUCGGUAACUACAUGGAGCCCGCGGCGGUAACACGCAUCUACGACGAGGUGGACAAUUGGGAACAGUUGGAGAAAAACAUCAACUAUUAUCUGUCCGAGUACAACGAACGAUCGAAAUCGCCCAUGAACCUGGUGCUGUUCCGGUUUGCGAUUGAGCACAUCUCACGCGUCUCGCGCGUGCUGCAGAUGCCUCGGGGACAUUUGCUGAUGGUGGGACUCGGCGGAUCCGGACGGCGCAGCGCCGUCAAGCUGGCAUCCUUUAUGGGCGAUUCGCUCGUAUUUCAGGUGGAGGUGACACGCAGCUACACACUCAACGAAUGGCGCGAGGAUAUGAAAAAGCUGCUCAUGUAUGCGGGCUGCGAAGGCAAGCGUACCGUGUUUCUCUUUAACGACUCGCAGGCGAAGGAGGAAGCAUUCGUGGAAGACAUCAACUCACUGCUCAAUACGGCCGACCUGCCCAAUCUGUUCCAGGCGGAGGAAAAGGCGGUGAUCCUCGAACAAAUGCAAAUCAUCGUCCAGGCCACGAACAAGCCAAUCGAUCUGACAGCACUGUCGCUGUACACCUUCUUCGUGGAGCGUGUGCGCGAGAACCUGCACAUAGCGCUGGCCUUCUCCCCGAUCGGGGACUCGUUCAAAAAGCGGCUGCGUAUCUAUCCCUCUCUUAUCAACUGCUGCACAAUCGAUUGGUUUACGGCUUGGCCCGAUGAUGCGCUGCAGAAGGUGGCGGAAUAUUUCAUUCGCUCGAUGGAUCUCGUCAGCAGCCAGGAACGGUUGUCCUCCCGCGAGUCGUCUAGCGUCGAGGUUGUUGAACCAGUCGACGAGAAGGACCAGAAGGUGCGCAAACUGACCGAGCUGGAGUGUAAGUUGAUCGACUGUGUGCUUGUGUUUAACGAAAGCGUUGUGGAGAAUUCGAACCGGUUCUUCCUCGAGCUGGGCCGCCGUAACUACGUCACGCCCACGUCCUAUCUAGAGAUGCUACGAUCAUUCAAAGACCUGUACCACAAAAAGUACUCGGAAACCAUUACACAACGGGACCGGUACACUACCGGUCUGGAGAAGCUGGACUUUGCCGCCGGGCAGGUGUCGGUCAUGCAGGACCAGCUGAAAGAUUUGCAACCGAUGCUGAAGCAAACAUCCGACGAGACGGAGAAAAUUAUGGUCAACAUCGAACGUGAGACGGCCGAAGCCGAAAAGAAGAAAGAAAUUGUUGGUGCGGACGAGACGGCAGCGAACGAGGCGGCCGCAUCUGCUCAAGCGAUCAAGGAUGAUUGUGAGAGCGACCUGCAGGAAGCAGUGCCGGCGCUGGAAGCCGCUCUUUCUGCCCUUGACACGCUCAAGCCGGCUGACAUUACCGUGGUAAAAUCGAUGAAGAACCCACCAUCCGGUGUGAAGCUUGUGCUGGAAGCCGUUUGUGUCAUUCGUGGCAUCAAACCGGACCGAAAGCCUGAUCCGAAUGGACAUCUGGUGGAGGACUACUGGGGACCGUCACAAAAGAUGCUGGGAGAUCUUAAGUUUUUGGAUAGCUUAAAGACCUUCGACAAGGACAACAUUCCUAUACCCGUCAUGAAGAAGAUACGAGAAGUGUACAUCGCCGAUCGUGAGUUUGUGCCCGAGAAAAUCAAAAGCAUCUCCAUGGCCUGUGAAGGUCUGUGCCGGUGGGUGCGGGCUAUGGAAAUCUACGACCGUGUCGCAAAGAUUGUCGCCCCGAAAAAGAUUGCCCUCGCCGAGGCGGAAGCAGAGUUGGCGAUGCAGAUGGAAAAGCUCAACUCGAAGCGUGCCGAGCUGCAGGAAAUUCUCGACAAGCUGCAGAAGUUGAACGAUUUCUUUGCCGAAAAGUCGCGCGAAAAGAAACGCCUGGAGGAUGAGAUCGAUAGCUGCGAAAAGAAGCUGAUACGUGCGGAGCAACUGAUCGGUGGACUUGGCGGUGAAAAGCGGCGCUGGUCAGAGUGUGCCUUCAAUCUGCACCAAUCGCUUAGUAACGUGGUGGGUGAUGUACUGCUUGCUGCCGGGUGUGUGGCGUACCUGGGCUGCUUCUCGACCGAGUUUCGCUCAACGAUCGUACAGGAAUGGAACGCGGAAGCCGUCACGCGACGCAUACCCUGUACGGAAGCCUUCUCCCUCAUCACCACCCUUGGCAAUCCGUUGCAAAUCCGCAGCUGGUCUAACUGGGGCCUGCCGACGGAUAACUUCUCCGUUGAGAAUGGUAUUAUCGUGAAGCAUGCGCGUCGCUGGCCGCUCAUGAUCGAUCCCGAAGGGCAGGCCAACAAGUGGGUUAAGAAUAUGGAGAAAGCAAACAAUCUCAAGAUCAUCCAGCAGAUGGAAGCCAACUAUAUGCGCAUCGUGGAGAACGCCAUCAUCAAUGGGUAUCCGGUGCUGCUCGAGAACGUGGGCGAGAAUAUUGAUUCCGGGUUUAAUUCCAUCCUCGAGAAAAACAUCAUCUACCAGAAGGGAUCGUACAACAUCAAGUUCGGCGACGGGAUGAUCGAGUACAACGACAACUUCCGGUUUUACAUCACGACGAAUCUGCGCAAUCCUCACUAUCUGCCCGAAACCGCCGUAAUGGUGACGCUGAUGAACUUCAUGAUUACGGAGCAAGGCUUACGGUCGCAGCUGCUCGGUACGGUUAUCGUUCAGGAGCGUCCCGAUCUGCAGGAGAAAAAGGAAUCGCUCAUCAUCGAGUCUGCCCAAAACCAGGAAGCGCUGUACAAUGCCGAGGCAAAGAUUCUGCAGGUACUCUCCACUGCGGAGGGUAACAUACUGGAUGAUGAAAAUGCGAUCGACAUUCUCACCUCCAGCAAGCAGCUGUCGGAAGAGAUACAGGCGAAACAGAUCGUAGCCGUGGCGACGGAAGCGGAAAUUGAUGCCGCCAGACAACAGUACAUCCCGGUGGCUCGCCAUUCGGCUGUGAUUUUCUUCUGCACCGCCGAGCUGGCAAAUAUUGACCCAAUGUACCAGUUCAACCUCACCUGGUUCUUGAAUAUCUUCGUACAGGCGAUCCUAAACUCGCCCAAGUCCGACGAUCUUGAGCAGCGUCUGAAACAUCUCACCGACUACUUCACCAUGGCCAUCUACAACAAUGUAUGUCGCUCGCUGUUCGAGAAAGAUAAGCUAAUGUUUUCGUUCGUGCUGUGUCUGGGUAUCAUGCGUGGCCGGGGUGACAUUAAGGAUCCAGAGCUUUCCUUCCUGCUGACUGGUGGGCUUGCGCUGGAUAACCCCUACCCCAAUCCAGCUCCCGAGUGGCUCACGGACAAGUGCUGGUCGGAGAUAGUGCGUGCCGGAGCGCUACCUUCCCUGAAAGAUCUGCCCCAAUCGAUCAUACAAAACAUUGCCCAGUGGAAAGCGUACAACGAUCUCAAUGAACCCGACGCCCAUCCGCUGCCGGAGCCGUACGAUCAGCACGAAAACAUCACCAAGCUGAUCGUGCUAAAGUGUCUCCGGCCCGAUAAGGUUGUUCCCGGUUUGCAGCGCUUCAUUGUACAGAACAUUGGCAAAACGUACGUAGAGCCGCCACAAUUCAACCUGGAAACAUCGUACCGUGAUAGUUCGCCGAGAAUUCCGCUCAUUUUUAUGCUCUCGCCCGGUUCCGACCCGAUGGACAACAUCUUUACGUUCGCUAACGCUCACUACAUGAGCGACGACUGUCGAGUCAUCUCGCUCGGACAGGGCCAGGGACCGAAAGCGACGCGAACUAUACUCGAUGCGAUCAAGCUGGGCUACUGGGUUGUGCUGCAAAACUGUCACGUGGCCGAAUCGUACAUGGACGAGCUGGAGAAAAUUUGCAUGGACUCGAGCCUGUACGAGUCGGUCCAUCCCAAGUAUCGGCUGUGGUGCACUUCGUACCCCAGUCGACGGUUUCCAGUAUCGAUACUGCAAAAUAGCGUUAAAAUGACGAACGAAGCACCGAAAGGUGUAAAGAACAACAUGACACGCAUCUUCACCACCGAUCCACUGUCCAACAAUGCGUUCUACUCGGACGCUUUCGAUGGACAACUCGCCAACAUAUGGCUUCGGGGAGUGUUUUCUCUGGUAUUUUUCCACGCCGUUGUGCAGGAGCGAUGCAAAUUUGGUCCACUUGGCUGGAACAUCCCGUACGAGUUCAAUGAAUCCGAUCUGAAGAUCUCCCUGAUGCAACUGAAGAUGUUCCUGAACCAGUAUCACAAGAUACCAUUCGAGGGACACAUUUAUCUUACGGGAGAGUGUAAUUACGGAGGCCGAGUUACCGACGAUAAGGAUCGGCGUUUGCUGAUGGCUCUGUUGAACCGAAUCUACAACCAGGACACGAUCGAUGUCGAAAACUAUCCCCUGACGGAAUCGGGCCGCUAUAAAGUACCGGUACUGCCAACCAAGACUGAAGCACUUGCCUACAUCUCCACAAUGCCAAUGAUCGCGCACCCGGAGGUGUUUGGUUUGCACGAGAACGCUGACAUCACGCGCAAUAUUGAUGAAACCUCGUCUCUGCUAGAUCGAGUUCUGCUCACACAAACGCACCUAUUUGCCGGAACGGCCUCCUCCGACACGGAACAAAAGGAGGAUCCGGUGCUGCUGCUGUGCACCGAGAUUGCCAAAAAGCUACCCACCCUGUACGAUGUCGAUGCCGUCGCCGAACUGUAUCCAAUCGAGUACGAAAACUCGAUGAACACCGUGCUGCGCCAGGAGCUCACGCGCUUCAACCGGCUGCUAGAGUACAUUCGCCUCAGCUUGAUCGAUGUGCAGCGAGCCAUCAAGGGCCAGAUUAGCAUGAUACCGGAGCUGGAGAACAUUUACCGGGCGAUGAAAAUAUCGCGCGUACCGAAAGCGUGGCUGUCGAAGAGCUAUCCCUCGCUGAAGCCACUCGGCAGCUACGUGAACGACUUUGUGCAGCGGUUAGCCUUCUUCCAGCGCUGGAUCGACGAGGGCGAACCGAACGUGUACUGGAUGAGUGGGUUCUACUUUACGCAGUCGUUUCUGACCGGCAUUAUGCAGAACCACUCGCGCAAAUUUAAGCUCCGCAUCGAUGACCUGGUAAUGAACUUCGAUGUAACGAGCUUUGAGUCGGACGAAGCGGUCAAAGAUUCUACCGAGGUGGAAACGUUUGUUAAGGGCCUCUACCUGGAAGGUGCCCGUUGGAAUCGGGAAAGCAUGCGGCUGGAUGAGCCCUUGUCGCGCAUCCUCUACGACACACUGCCAAUCAUCUCGAUGACCCCAAUACUGAAGACGGAAAAAAGUGAACAGCGCGUCAAUCGUUACGACUGCCCCAUCUACAAAACAAGCGAACGGCGUGGCGUCCUAUCCACCACUGGUCACUCGACUAACUUUGUCAUGUUCCUCGAGCUGGAAACUGAUAUGCCGCUGGAGCAUUGGGUUCUGCGGGGAACGGCCUGCCUCUGCCAACUGGACGAUUAAUCUAGCCAGACCCGCAAAUACUCUCUCUCUCUCAUACUCUUUUGCACCGUCUCUAUUUCCACAAAUGUUUUGAUUGUUUUGGUGUGGCACAUCGCAUGUAACCUACGGCAUGGGUUUCAAUAAAUUUGUAGUCGUUUUAUCCACUCUA